Messenger RNA from Bufo gargarizans (Asiatic toad), 5875 nucleotides. RefSeq names its product lysine demethylase 5C (gene KDM5C). Gene Ontology annotation, cellular component: nucleus. The transcript has 27 exons. Gene Ontology annotation, molecular function: DNA binding; histone demethylase activity. Lineage: Eukaryota; Metazoa; Chordata; Amphibia; Anura; Bufonidae. Gene Ontology annotation, biological process: chromatin remodeling. The record is from RefSeq and is a predicted model, not a curated record.
GCUCCCUUCCCGGCCUUGUUGCAGUGUGUUUCUAGAUUCCUCCGCCAAGGGGGACUUUUUGACGUGCGCGUCACAUGAGCUCCCUCUCGACGCCUUCCCGUUCCCGGAGGGUCCUGACAAGUGUCACGUUAGGGGCGUUCGUAUCUCCCGUGACGACGGGUGCCUGGUUCUCCCCGCAUAGUGGUCGGUAAAGGGUGGGGUCACCGGAGGGGGCGCGGAAGGGCACCGGUGCUACGAUUUCAAGAUGGCUGCUGCGUAGACUGAGGGGGUGAAUCGACUCUGAAAGAAGAAAACAACAAUAACAAGGCGGAAUAAUCAGUGUCUCAGGAAACAGUCAACGUCUUCGCCUCUGGGGGGCGCCACCUUGAUCUAGGAUCUGUUUACAGUCCCCCCCCCCCCGGGGGCCCUGACUCAUCCCGCCAUCAUUGUCUUCUGCCUUGGUGAAGGAUGAUGCAGUGAUACACAUCGACACCCCCCCUCCAUCCACUUGGAUUGACGUUCUUGUGCUCAGACAUGGAGUCUGAAGAUUUCAUACCGCCCCCCGAGUGUCCCGUCUUCGAGCCGACCUGGGAAGAGUUCGCCGACCCUUUGGGUUACAUUGCCCGGAUCAGGCCUAUUGCCGAGAAGUCUGGAAUAUGCAAAAUCCGCCCGCCAGUGGAUUGGCAGCCACCGUUUGCUGUUGAAGUGGAUAACUUCCGUUUCACCCCUCGUAUUCAGAGACUCAAUGAAUUAGAGGCACAAACUAGAGUCAAGUUAAAUUACUUGGACCAAAUUGCCAAGUUCUGGGAGAUCCAGGGAUCGUCGUUGAAAAUUCCAAAUGUAGAGCGAAGAAUCCUGGACUUGUACAGCCUCGGCAAGAUUGUGCAGGAGGAGGGUGGCUAUGAACCAAUUUGCAAAGAGAGGAGAUGGGCUCGCGUGGCUCAACGCAUGGGGUAUCCCUCAGGAAAAAACCUUGGCUCCCUGUUGAGGUCCCAUUACGAGCGUAUUAUAUACCCCUUUCAUAUGUACCAGUCAGGAGCAAAUAUGGUGGAUUACGGUGAACGACCACGUUACGACAAUGAAGAGAAAGACAAGGAAUACAAACCACAUAGUAUACCAUUACGGCAGUCUGUACAACCUUCCAAAGUCACCAGCUAUGGGCGCCGAGCCAAACGUCUGACUCAGGAGCCGGAGCCCACUGAAGAAGAUAUAGAGAAGAACCCAGAAUUGAAAAAACUCCAAAUUUAUGGUGCUGGCCCCAAAAUGAUGGGACUUGGAUUAAUGGCAAAAGAUAAAAACCUUCGUAAGAAAGAAAGUGAUAUUCCAGAAUGCCCACCUACGCUCGUGGUUAAGGAGGAGGUUGGUGUGGAUUCAAGAGGAGAGCCCGGUGAAUACCAUACACAUGUAAAGCGGGAGAGGUCCUUCAGCCCUGAACCCUGCACUAAGAUGACUAUGAGGCUCCGAAGGAAUAAUAGUAGUACCCAGUUUGUGGAUGCCUAUGUCUGUCGGAUUUGCUCUCGUGGAGAUGAUGAUGAAAAGUUGCUUCUUUGUGACGGAUGUGAUGACAACUAUCAUACGUUCUGUUUGCUGCCUCCACUGCCAGAGCCUCCAAAAGGCAUUUGGCACUGUCCCAAAUGUGUCAUUGCAGAAUGUAGACGGCCCCCUGAAGCAUUUGGGUUUGAACAGGCUACUCGAGAGUAUACAUUACAGAGCUUUGGCGAAAUGGCAGAUUCAUUCAAAGCAGAUUACUUCAAUAUGCCAGUGCAUAUGGUCCCUACAGAGCUGGUCGAGAAGGAGUUCUGGCGCCUGGUGAGCAGUAUAGAAGAGGACGUGACUGUGCAGUAUGGGGCAGACAUUCACUCCAAGGAAUUUGGCAGCGGUUUCCCGAUGCUUGAUGGCAAAACAGAGUUGUCUCCUGAGGAGGAGAUAUAUGCGACAAGUGGCUGGAACUUAAAUGUUAUGCCAGUUCUUGAGCAGUCAGUUCUGUGUCACAUCAAUGCCGACAUCUCUGGGAUGAAGGUGCCCUGGCUGUAUGUGGGCAUGGUGUUCUCUGCCUUCUGUUGGCAUAUUGAGGAUCACUGGAGCUAUUCAAUCAACUACCUUCAUUGGGGAGAGCCUAAGACCUGGUAUGGAGUGCCAUCUUCUGCUGCUGAAGAACUUGAAGGAGUUAUGAAGAAAUUGACUCCAGAACUCUUUGAAAGUCAGCCAGAUCUCCUUCAUCAACUGGUCACUUUAAUGAACCCCAACACCUUGAUGGCACAUGGGGUGCCGGUUGUGCGGACAAACCAAUGUGCUGGAGAGUUUGUGAUUACAUUUCCAAGAGCUUAUCACAGUGGCUUUAACCAGGGUUACAAUUUUGCUGAGGCAGUCAACUUCUGCACUGCUGACUGGCUCAUGGCUGGUCGAAAAUGUAUUGAGCAUUAUCGGAGGCUCCGUCGAUACAAUGUGUUCUCACAUGAGGAGCUAAUGUGCAAGAUGGCUGCGUGUCCUGAAAGAUUAGACCUCACUUUGGCGGCUGCAGUGCACAAGGAGAUGCUUAUUCUGGUGCAGGAAGAGCGGAGGCUACGCAAGUCACUGCUGGAGCGAGGGAUUACAGAGGCAGAGCGAGAAGCGUUUGAGCUGCUCCCCGAUGAUGAACGGCAAUGUCAAAAGUGCAAGACCACCUGCUUUCUUUCUGCAUUGGCAUGCUAUAACUGCCCUCAGGGCCUUGUAUGCCUGUAUCACAUUGAGGACUUGUGCCAGUGCCCACCAGCUCGUCAGUAUCUCAGGUACCGCUACACUCUUGAUGAGCUGCCAGCAAUGUUAUACAAGUUGAAAAUUCGAGCAGAGUCCUUUGACACCUGGGCAAGCAAAGUGCGUCGGGCCUUGGAGUUUCAGAAUGGGGACAAAGAUAGGUAAGAACUGGAACAAUUGCAAGCUCUUGCAAAAGAGGCCGCAGAUAGGAGGUUUGCUGAGAAUGACAUGCUUCACGAACUGAAAGGCACCAUUAAAGAGGUUGAAUCUUGCAUUAGUGAUGCCCAGAAAGUUCUCAGUGACCAUCAGUCUCCGAGGAGCAGUUCUACAGCAAUGUCUCUGGGCAGUUUGCAUAAGCUUGUACAACGAAUCCAAGCUCUUCCAUGUGCCCUGGAUCAGCUGUCUCAACUACAGGAACUUCUGGAACAGGCUGAAUCCUUACAGAAAGAGGCAAAGAAUUGCCUACAGUCUCUCCCAGACAGCGCACCCCAGAUGCAGGAAUUGUUGGAGCGCUGUGAUGUUUUCGGUGUGCAGUUACCUGAAGCUGAACAGCUGGCAAGGCACAUGCGUCAAGGAAAGUGGUUAUCGCGGGUACGGGCAGCCCUGGUUGCGGGCCGUUCGGGCACGCUCCAAGAGAUGCGUUCGCUGUUACAGGAGGCUGGUGGGGUGGCUGAGAGCCCCGCAGUGGAGAAGGCCCGUAGUGAGCUGCAGGAACUAAUCUCCAUCGCUCUCCGCUGGGAAGAGAAGGCUCAGAUGUGUCUAGAAGCCAGGCAGAAGCAUCCUCCUGCUACCCUUGAGGCAAUCAUUAAGGAAGCGGAGAACAUUCCAGUACAACUUCCUAAUACAUUAAGCUUAAAGGAGGCCCUCUGCAAAGCCCGAGCCUGGAGUGCCGAUGUGGAUGAGAUUCAGAGUGGAGAUCACUACCCUUGUCUUGAUGAUCUGGAGGGACUUGUUGCUGUGGGUCGGGACCUCCCUGUGAAAAUGGAUGAACUGCAUCAAUUGGAAGUACAAGUGGCUGCAGCUCAUUCCUGGCGGGACAAAGCAACAAAGACAUUCCUGAAGAAGAACACAUGUUAUACCCUUUUAGAGGUUCUGUGCCCAAGUGCAGAGGUUUCUUCAGGUACUGGCAAGAGAUUCCAAUGGAGGAAAGAGAAGGAACAUGGCUUGUAUCGAUCCGAUAUUGAGAGCCUGGGGCUGUCGGCACAAGAUCUGCGAGAUCCUGGAUGCAUUGUCCUGGCCUUUAAAGAAGGGGAACAGAAAGAAAAAGCUGGCAUUCUGAGACUACGGACUAUGAAUUCCUCGCUGGAGAGGGGUUGUGUUUGCGUGUGUGGAGAACCUGCAGGGGAGCUUAUGCUGCGUUGCGAUCUUUGCCAGGACAUGUUUCAUGGGCUGUGUGUCCCUGGGCCUAGACUCUCUUCUCAUCGUGGGGGACACUCCUCUCCAUCUCUUGCUUGGUGGGAAUGGGACAGUCGGUUUUUGUGCCCCCUCUGUGUGCGCUCACGGCGGCCUCGGCUUCAGACUAUUCUUUCUUUGUUGGUUGCUCUUCAGAAAUUGUCAGUGCGCUUACCAGAGGGAGAAGCGCUGCAGUGUUUAACAGAAAGAGCAAUGAGCUGGCAGGAUCGAGCUCGCAGGGUGCUGGCAACACCAGAAAUAGCUAAUGGUGCCACAACCCUGGCAGAGAAAAGAAAGCGAAUACAAAAUCAUAAGGACCCACAGGCGCUGAGGGAGACUACCUGCAAUGAGCAAAACCCUGUUCCCCAUGAGAAUGGAGAUGGUCAUUCAGAAAAUGGCACUUGUGCUAUGCCAGACUUGGAUGCGGUGGCAGCUCUGCUCCCUCGUAUCGACAGGAAGCCAGUAUUGGAUAUUUCUAUUGCGUCUCGAGCUCUGCUGGAUGACCUAAUGUUGGAAGGGGACCUACUUGAAGUGACACUUGAGGAAGAACUUACUAUUUCUAGGCUACUACAGGCGUCCCAGACACCGCCAGUGGAGAAGCUGCGGACUCUGAUAGAGAUAGAACGGUGUGAACGAAGAACCAAUCGACUGAAGGGAAAAGACCAAGAAAAGAAGAAAAAGAGGAGGAGCGAGAGGGCAGACGGUGGUUUCCUGCCCCCAACACUCCAGAAAGAGGAGCUGGGACCAAAGAGAAGCCGCAGUGACCGAUCUCAGGACGUGAUGGCCGAGAAGGAGAGUCCAAGGAAAAAUGGUGCUGAAAGCAAUCAGAAUGGAGAGCAGCGCUUGUGACAUUCAUCAUGAAGAGGACCUGACACGAUAUCAAUCGGGACAGUAACACUCCCCACCAGUCUUGAGUCUUACCUCACUGAUGAAUGGUUAGAGGCGGCCAUAGGGGUGACGAGACCUAGAAACCCCUCUACCUCUUACACAGCAAUUCUCUGUUCUACACUCGCUCGUCUCCUGGAAAAGGAGGGGAGUACUUCUUUCUGGGGACACUUAGUGGAAGCUGGUGCUACUUCUUCAUGACAGAUGAUAAACCUCUGCGUAAAAGACUCUAGGAUUCCAAGAACAUCUCUUCCUCUUUUUGCCUGACGUCAAGCAAUUAGCUCCAUUUGGAGACAAGAUGCAAAUUCUGGCAAGUUUUUCCCCCCACAGAUCCUGCAGGGUGAGGUCCCGCCCAGGCAAGCAUGUGCAAUCCGGCCUCCGAGACACGAAAUCACACACUUGACCAGUAUCGGCAUCCGGCUCUGCAUGGGGCGAGGGACUUCUGUCACUAAGGAAGCUAUAACAGUGGUUGGUUUUUGGGGACACACCUUUUUAUUUAUUCCCUUCUCCUUGUGGUUUAUAGUUUCACUAACUGCCCGGCUUCCCUCCUGUCUCACCCAGUAGUUCAGGAUCUAAGGGGGCGCUCUGCACUUCCCAUCCCUGUAAAAUGACUUCACUUUCUUGAGAACACUUUGUUUUUGUUUGUUUUUUUUUAAAAAAAAAUUUUUUUUUUUUUUUAGAAAGAUGUAAAAUGAAAAAAAAAAUGAAAAAAAAAAAAAAAAAUUCCCUGAAGGCUCUUCUGGAGAGUUUUCUUUUCUGACGUGUAGAAAUAACGGUAGGGGUUUUUGGAUGCUGUCUUUCAGUUUGCUUUGCCAGGCAGACUCCCAAGCUGUGCUAUACCUCAGUAUUGCAGAUGUUUAUUUUACAUAAAUUAUGUUUCACAAGA